AUACCUUCCAGGUAUAUCUGCCUACAUUUUGCCUUUCCAUUGCCCAGAGAUCCCUUAUUCACCUGCAGAGUUACUUUCAGUGACGAACUAUGCAAAGAUAAUAGUGAAGAGUCUUACAUAAUUAUUUGGGGAAAAAGUGUGCACUAAGAAAAGCUCAUUGUUUUAAGUCAAGGUAUAUGUGUAAAUUGAACCAAGUUACUUCUGUUGACUCUUACAAAAUUCUUACUUUUCCCACUCAAAAUGAAAGCAACUGUAUUUUUAACUUUAUUUUUUGUGUUUUUGUGUUAUGUAAGGCGAUUUGGACCCUUUAGAAAAGACAUUUAGAUUUGUUCAUAUUAUAUGCUAACUUUUUUCAGCUGGUCAUCACUGAAUCACUUAGAAUAUAUCUGAUAGUUCACUGGUUAUAAAGGUACAUGACUUCUGCUAAUCCAUUAUUGUCUACUAUACCUGGCAAUGUUCUUAUGGCUCCAAGAGAGUUUUUCCACAUUAUCUACUACUUGGAAAAAGCAGACACUGAAAAGUUUGAGAGACUUUCGCAUACAAAGCUAUACUCUGUCAUGAACCACAACCCUUUUACUAAGCAUUCUUUCUUUAUAAGCAACUCUCUUCGAAAUCAUGUCAUUAUUUUGUCAUUUUUAAACAGUGGGUGCAGCAAAGGAGAGGAAUAUGAGGAACCGAGGUAGUAAAGUAUUAGUUGAUGGUGAUAAGUGUGAUUUUUGGGUGUGCAUGUGAGAUUUUUUUUUCAUGGUGAAAUACAAUACUGCUAUCUCCAGUUUUCCCUAUCAAAGUAGCAGGAAAUUGCAAGGAAGAUUAUGCCAUCACUUUAUGCAGAGUUAGGCAGAAAAUCAUCUCCUAGACUUAACAAUAAGCUUUGUAGAUAGCAGAAACAGUAAGGAAGCAAUUCUUAGCAUAUGUCCAAGAUUGCUUCAUACUGAACUUCUAAUGAAAAUCUGAUACUCUUACUGGACCAGCCUCUUCCAGUUAGCAAUUGGCUUAAGGUCUAAUCAGUUUCAGGGAGCCAUCCAGAAGGAGGGUUCUAAUCAACUAAUUAAGGUCACAGUUGAGCUUGUUAACUUAUGGUUAGGAAGGGCUAAGCUGGGAAGACAACACGAGAAGAGAAGUCUCUGUGCUGUGCGAGGCAGAAAAAUGGGAAAGGGAUAGGAUACUGUGUGGGAGAACUUUAUCUGAAUGAAAUUGUAGCAACCAGCGGCCUUCUCAGCAUCUCUACGUAUCUUAUCUCUACACACAUGGUUUACUUGGUAACGGUGUUGCUCUGUGACCAUUUUGCCAGAAUCAAUUGAAGUCAUUAAAUGAUACUAUAUUAAUAUUAGAACUGGCUUAAUUACAAGUGUUUUCUCAGUUUAUAUUUUUGGAUAAUCUUAAUAUUGUCAUGCAAUAUUUUGCCCAGUUUAAGAGUGUGUCUAUUCUGCAAUUUCAACAGUUUAAGAUAACUAAGGUGGCUUAAAUGAAAUUGACCUAAAUAUGUUUUCUAAGACUGUCUUAUUUUUCUUUCCCUUUGUCCUAGUAAAGAUCCAUGUAACAGGUCACUUACUGAUAGUAGUAAGUAAUACAGAUUGGAAAAAAGAUUUUAGAAAUGGCUUCUCUUGAAGAAUUUGCAUAAAUGAAAAAACAUUUUCUGCUUGAUUGAUAAGAUAGUUUGUAUGAGUUCCGGAGAAGAUGGCUUAUGUUAGCUCAAAGGAAUUUGCACUAAUAUGUGGAGUAGUGGCUGCUUGCUACUGGAACAGUCUAUUUUGUGGAUUUGUUUUUGAUGAUGUUUCCGCCAUUUUGGACAAUAAAGAUUUGCAUCCUUCAACUCCAAUUAAGAAUCUUUUUUUGAAUGACUUCUGGGGAACACCCAUGUCUGAGGAGAGAAGUCAUAAGUCAUAUCGACCCUUCACUGUCUUCACAUUUCGUUUGAACUAUCUUUUCAGUGAAUUAAAUGCUAUUUCUUACCACUUCCUGAACGUCAUCUUCCAUGCAAUUGUUUGUAUCAUCUUCCUCAAAGUCUGUAAGCUUUUCUUAGACAAUAAAAGCAGUUUGGUUGCAUCUUUACUAUUUGCAGUGCAUCCCAUACAUACUGAAGCAGUAACUGGUGUGGUGGGCAGAGCAGAACUUCUCUCCUCAAUUUUUUUUCUAGCUGCUUUUCUGUCCUAUACCAGAUCCAGAGGGCCUGAAAACACUAUAGUGUGGACUCCUAUUGCAGCAACAGUUUUUUUAGUGGCUGUUGCUACAUUAUGUAAGGAACAAGGAGUAACGGUGGUGGGGAUAUGCUGUGUCUAUGAAGUAUUUAUUGCUCAAGGGUAUACUGUGCCAAUUCUUUGGUAUACAGCGUUACACAUUCUUCGAGGCAAAGGCAGCAUUCCCUACUGUAUGCUUCAAAUGUUAUUGAAACUAAUUGUUCUGAUGUUCAGUACCCUACUACUUGUUGUCAUCAGAGUUCAAGUUAUUCAAUCCCAGUUACCGGUGUUUACAAGGUUUGAUAACCCAGCUGCUGUGAGUCCAUCUCCUGUGAGGCAGUUGACUUUCAAUUACCUUCUUCCAGUAAAUGCUUGGCUGCUUCUAAAUCCUUCUGAAUUGUGUUGUGACUGGACAAUGGGCACCAUCCCAUUGAUAGAAUCUGUGCUAGAUGUAAGAAAUGUUGCCACUGUCACCUUCUUCUGCUUUUUGGGCACUUUGGUGGUCUUCAGUCUCCGGUAUCCUGGGGAUUCCUCCAAGACUGUAUUAAUGUACCCUGAGAAAGCUAUCAUGGAUUUGUUUGUCUUUGGUUUUGUUCAGUCAUGCUUUAAAAACAUUGCAGAGGAACUGGGAUUGGGAAUCAGAAUAUACAUUAUUUAUGUCUGCUUUAAAGGUAAAUAAGAACAAUGCCAAACUCUGGAAUAAUGUGGGUCAUGCUUUAGAAAAUGAAAAGAACUUUGAAAGAGCAUUGAAUUUCUUCAUACAGGCCACCCAAGUGCAGCCAGAUGAUAUUGGCGCCCAUAUGAAUGUAGGAAGAACUUACAAAAAUUUAAACAGAACCAGAGAAGCAGAAGAAUCCUAUUUAGUUGCAAAAUCAUUGAUGCCACAGAUUAUUCCAGGUAAAAAAUAUGCUGCGCGUGUCGCUCCUAACCAUCUGAAUGUUUACAUAAACCUUGCAAACCUGAUUCGGACAAAUGAGUCUCGUCUUGAAGAAGCAGACCAAUUGUAUCGUCAAGCCAUUAGCAUGAGGCCAGAUUUCAAACAGGCCUACAUUAGCAGGGGUGAACUACUUCUGAAGAUGAAUAAACCCCUGCAAGCUAAAGAAGCUUACCUAAGGGCUCUUGAAUUGGAUCGAAGCAAUGCAGACCUAUGGUACAACUUGGCAAUUGUUUAUAUUGAACUGAAAGAUCCCUCUGAAGCUUUGAAAAACUUCAAUCAAGCAUUAGAACUGAAUCCUAGUCACAAACUAGCCUUGUUCAAUUCUGCACUAUUGAUGCAAGAAUCUGGUGAGGCCAGCCUUAGGCCUGAAGCUAAAAAGAGACUUCUAAGUUAUAUAAAAGAAGAAUCGCAAGAUGCUAAUGGUUAUUUUAACUUAGGCAUGCUUGCAAUGGAUGAUAAAAAAGAUGAUGAAGCUGAGAUGUGGAUGAAAAAAGCCAUAAAACUACUUCCAGGCUUCCGCAGUGCUUUGUUCAACUUGGCCUUGCUUUACUCUCAGACUGCAAAAGAGCUGAAAGCUUUACCCGUGCUGGAGGAAUUGCUGAGGUACUACCCAGAUCAUACCAAAGGUUUGAUUUUGAAGGGAGACAUUUUGAUGAACCAGAAGAAAGAUAUACAGGGAGCAAAACAAUGUUUUGAGAAAAUUCUGAAAAUGGACCCAAACAAUGUACAAGGAAAACACAACCUCUGUGUGGUUUACUUUGAAGAACGAGACUUACUAAAGGCAGAAAAAUGCUUAGUGGAAACACUGGCCUUAGCCCCACAUGAGGAAUACAUUCAACGCCAUUUAAGCAUUGUUCGAAGUAAAAUUGGUUCCCUCAGACCAGGGGAGGCAAGUGUGACUCAUACGGAAAAAGUAACAUCUAUGGAAGAAAAAAAAACUCCGUCUGAACACUUGAAAGAAGUAAAAAAUGAGCAAAAAAACCCUCAGACUACAAACUCUAAUGGCAGCAAGGAGCAGAGGAAAUCCAAAAAACAUGGAAAUAAAAACUCUACAGACAAAGAGACAAAAAAGAAAUCAACAAAGGAAAUAAAAGAGAUAGAAAAAAAAAGAGUUGCUGCACUGAAAAGACUGGAAGAGAUUGAACGUAUAUUAAAUGGUGACUAAUUACUUGGAGCACCACUGUAAGGGAAACUGGCAUCUAUUUUGCAGAUUUUACAUGUGCGUUGCAUGUGUUUUCAAAGUGAUCACAGGGUGCUUUUGAAUUUGGAAAGUAUAUUGAAAUGUUAACUAAAAUUGAAGAAGCUGCAAAAUGAAUAGGAAAAGCCAUGACUUUUAAUCAAGGAUGCUUGGUUAAGGAGUUGCACAUAACUAACAUACAAGGACUUUUCCAGCAAUGGAAGCUAUGUUCUAAUAUUGCUGAUUAGAAGAAUAGCUUAUUACUCCAGAAACAAAUCUCACUAAACUCCUUAUUUGAAAGCAAGCAUGUUAGAGCUUGGCUGCAAAAUACUUGCAACCAACUAUGCUCAGUUCUUUCUGUUCUCAAAGAACGGUUAAAAUACUGAUAGAUAGAUAAAUAUUAAAGAGAGCCUCAGGUAUGUUGGUCACCAGACUAAUUUUACUAGAGAAAUCCAUUGAUCUGAGUAUUUAAGCAUUACAAAUUAAUUUGUAUGACUAUGAUUUUACUUCACACGUCAAUUUUUUUUCUAUGUAAAUGUAUGUGGCACAUUCCCAUUUUGUCUUCCUGCUUUCCUAUAAGUAUUAAUGUUCCAGAAUGCAUUGGGAAUUAAUUAGCAAAUACCACUUGUGUUUUUGUAUGUGCAUGCAUGCAUUUGAUGUUUUUUUUUAAAAACUUUAAUAAAUCACUCUAUAAGUACAGUGAUUUUCUCUUAUCAUGGGGACAAGCAGGAAUAGUCAUACUCAAAAGAUAUCCCUAUCAAAAAGCUUUCUCCUGUUGUUGUUGGGUUUUUUGGUGUUUUUUUUUUGUUAUCAUCACCAUCCUGUGAUGCUUCUAAUAUAGGGAAAAUGUAACUGUUUCUGAACUGUCAUCUAGUUUUUAAGAAAUCAAUGCAAAACUUAUGGAAUCAUUUCUAAGGCGGUGGAUUUUUUUUAACCUCUUUUAAGGUUGAAUACAACAUCUCACAAUAUAAACCAGGUAACUUUUUAAGCUCUUCAAUGAUUAAAUUGCCUUCCUGUGAUAAUGCAUUAUAAGGAAUGGCAAACCAUUCAGUUUUAUUUGCAAUUAUAGUAUCGUGUUUCCCUGAAAAUAAGACCUCCCCAGAUAAUAACCCAAUCAGGCUUUGAGUGCAUGCGAACUUCCGCCCCUCUCUUGAUCAGCUGGUCUGUGGAAUGAGGUUAAGGGGCCUCCUGCACCUCAAAAAUAAUAAGACCUCCCUGAAAAUAAGACCAAGGGCUUAUUUCAGGGGUCAAAAGAAAAUAAGACGCUGUUUUAUUUUCAGGGAAACACAGUAAUUAUGUUUUAAUAUGGAAAAUGUAGACCUGUACUACAUAAUAUCAAUCACCAACUGCUUAGGUGACUUCUAUGGAGACUGAGGUUGAAAAGAAAGAACAGAAUGUUUCAGCUCCUUGGCAAAAUGCAGGAUAUAUCUUAAAUUAAUAAAAUCCUUUGCAACAAAAAAACCAUGUUUGACAUGGUCCCAGGAUCUUAAGGUACACCUGCAAAAGACUCCUGGGGAAAAAGUUUUAUUCAUGGUAUGAGAAAGCUAAAGAACUGAUCUGACAUGGUAUAAGACAACUUCUUAUGUUCCUGCUUGGAGAAACAAAACAGGUAUACAAACAAAAUUAAAAUAAGAUAGGGUGAAAAAAAUGUCUCUUGGCUAAUAAGGAAUUUCUUACAAUUAGAAUUGUAGGGACUGAGUCAAUAACAUAUGGCAACUCCAAAGAAAGCCUUGAGGUAAAUAAGUCUUUAGAUGUCUCAGCAAGCUACUAGCUGGAGGUGUACUUCCCCUCCCCCAUCAUCAUGUUAUACAUGAUAGAUUGUCAUGUGACAAUCAUACUUGUGACUUACACAAAGAUUACUUAUUGCAUUAAACCUUUGUUCAGAAUUUGUUUUCAGCUUGAAAGUUUCUGGUAUAAUUCCAAAAAUGAUUUUCUGUUUUCAUUGAGGAAAUUUGGGCAUUACAAUUAAAUGCUUGUUUUGCUAAAUUUCCUAUGAUUUUCAUUAACAGCUUUAUUAGGAUAAGAUAACUAAAUCUCUUAUGUGAAACUUGAACUCGUCAUUUUUAUAUCUGUGGUUAUAUAUUCUUCCUCAGUUUGUCUCUGGAUUACCCAAGAGAGUAUUAGUUUUUAGUUUUUUUAAUCUUUUUUUUUUUCAAAUAUGUUAACUCCAUGGAUGUUGAAGAAAUGUUUACAUGAGCAAACUUACUGAAUUCUUUAUUAUUUUGUCCCUUACUUCAUAACAUGUCUUAGCAUAGGUUGUGGUUAGUAUGAACUCCAAAACAAUCAGAAUUGUUACUUUAAAAUAAAAAAUGUGUCACAAGCUCAGGAAAUCCUAGUAGUUUCUACAAGACAAAGUUUUCAGUUUUUUAUUAAAAUAUUGAAUGAAAGGAGCCACACAGGCUAACCAAAAUAUGCCUUUGUGUUCUAGUACAGUAAAGCACUUUUAUGCACAUACUGGUAGGUGCUUAAAUACAAAGCGAGAGUAUCAGCAGUUACUCUGAUGGCACAGCAUCUCACUGAGGUGAAUUGUGAAAUAUAUGCCAGUCAGAUGUUGACAUAUAUAGCACUGUCAUCUUGACUGUUGUCUUGGUUUCAUCCAUAGAAAACCUGACAUUACCCAUAAGCAACACUCUGAACAUCGUCCAGUUUCUCUGCCUAAUUGCCGCCGGUUGGCUUCAUCCCAUGUUAUUCCACAGAUUUUGUUCUGGGGGGAGGGAUGUGCAGAAGAGACCAUAGUGGGGAAGGAAAAUCUUACUGUGCAUGUGGACUGCUACCCAGUCUUGAGAUAAUUGUAUAUGUUUAAACAUAAAUUGAAUGUCUGUGAAAUAAUAAACAGUGGCUUGGUAUGUGCAUAA
Molecule: messenger RNA, 7146 nt
Organism: Thamnophis sirtalis
Lineage: Eukaryota; Metazoa; Chordata; Lepidosauria; Squamata; Natricidae
Source: RefSeq, a predicted model, not a curated record